AUGACCUCAACCUUAUCGUCACCAUCGACAACGACGACACCGCGGUUGGCGCUAUCGACAGAGGACACGGGCAUCACGGUGCCGAGCGUGUCGACGUCCUCCUCGAUAAAAUGCUCCGCCAGUCGAAGCAGGAGCGGCUGCUCCCCGCGAUCACCAACUUGCGCAGCGUCCACCGCGUCGCCCAAGGUCGUCUUUGGCGCGGGCGCCAUCUCGAGACUCCCGACCGAGCUGGGCUCUCUCCGACUCAACGCACCACUAGUUGUGUCCAGCCCCUCACGCAUCAGUCUCGCGCGAAAGGUGCAGUCUCUGAUACCGAAUCUCGAUUCGAGGAUCCUGGACGCGGCGCUCGUCAACGUCCCCCAGAAAGUCGUCGACGACGCCGUGGCCAGGAUAUCGGGGCGCGACUCCGUCAUCAGCGUUGGUGGCGGGUCCGCAGUCGGUCUGGCCAUCGCCAUCAGCCAGAAGAAAGGGAUCCCGCACAUUUGCAUCCCAACGACAUACAGCGGCUCGGAGAUGCCGCUGGCGGGGGACAGCCGGCGAAGGAGCCUCGAGGGUCGACGAAGUAGGGGUAGCUCGAGCGUCAGCAGGGUGCACACCGGCAGGCCGACCAUCAUCAUCUACGACGAGGACCUCACCAACACCAGCACCAGUAUGACCUUCACCGCACCGAGUGAGGCACACGCCGACCUGCGCCGACAAUCAGAAGACGACUCGCAAUGGAGCUACUUGCACCUGGCCGGAGUGUGA
This is a messenger RNA of Emericellopsis atlantica, 747 nucleotides long. RefSeq lists its product as uncharacterized. Lineage: Eukaryota; Fungi; Ascomycota; Sordariomycetes; Hypocreales; Bionectriaceae. Gene Ontology annotation, molecular function: metal ion binding; oxidoreductase activity. The record is from RefSeq and is a predicted model, not a curated record. The coding region runs from base 1 to 747 and encodes 248 amino acids. The transcript has a single exon.